Protopolystoma xenopodis is the source of this 405-nucleotide messenger RNA. The record is from the annotation of a GenBank genome assembly. Lineage: Eukaryota; Metazoa; Platyhelminthes; Monogenea; Polystomatidea; Polystomatidae.
AUGUAUGCUGAUCCACCUAAUGUUAUUCGGCUACCACCAACUGUGAGCCUAUCUGAACAAAGCUUCUCUAACUUCUCAUUUGAAUCCACCAGAACAGAUAGUGGGCCUUGGCAACAAGCGGUCCAAUGGCCUACGGAACCCAGUUUAUCAAAAGCAGCAUUCACGACUAGUACAAAUUAUUAUUCACCAGGCGCCUAUGGCCCAUUGCCCGAAGGACAAUGCACAGAUUCUGAUAACGCCAAUGAAAAGAAAUUAGUUUCUUCGCUGAAGCAGCCGGGCGAGCGCAGUGAGCCAAAACGUGUUCGUUAUCGACAUCCUCUGGCGAGCACAGUAAACACGGCGGCUACCUUAGCAAGACGAAAGAUGGUCAAGAAUGCCGCCAGUCUGGAAACAAAGAAGGCCUAG